Molecule: messenger RNA, 408 nt
Organism: Arabis nemorensis
Lineage: Eukaryota; Viridiplantae; Streptophyta; Magnoliopsida; Brassicales; Brassicaceae
Source: the annotation of a GenBank genome assembly
AUGCAACCGCCUUACGGUGGUUGGAAUCAAACCCAGAUGAACAAUGAACAAAUCGAUCUGCAUUCCCAAUCUGAAUCUCAGCCACAGUCAGAAUUGAAAAGGCCAAGCCUUGUUGAUGAUAAUCACAGCCACAGCCACAAUUCGCAAUCACAGCCUCCUUGGAUGGUUCGAUCGUUAAACCGUGCUCUCCCUGUGAACAAAGGGACUGCUAAUAUAUUCUACAAGACGAGGAUAUGUAAGAGAUUCUGGGCGGGGUUUUGUCGGAAAGGAGAACAAUGCAAAUUUGCUCACGGAAUCGAGGAGUUAAGGCAACCUCCAUCGAAUUGGCAGGACUUGGUUGGACCGGAACCGGUUAGAGAGACCGGUACUACUUGUUUUGUUGGAAAGGUUGAAGGAGAAGCUGUGUGA